Messenger RNA from Gamsiella multidivaricata, 274 nucleotides. RefSeq lists its product as uncharacterized. NCBI's taxonomy places the organism in Eukaryota, Fungi, Mortierellomycota, Mortierellomycetes, Mortierellales, Mortierellaceae. The transcript has 2 exons. The coding region runs from base 69 to 269 and encodes 66 amino acids. The record is from RefSeq and is a predicted model, not a curated record.
CACUCGCCUUUGCCUUCGAUUACAGUCACUGUCUGUCCAUCCAUCCAAAAGUUCCAGACAACAAGGUAAUGUUCUUGUGUUCAAAAGUGAGUGAGAAGUCGCGUAGAGAUGUCACGAGAGCUCUUGCCUCUCUGACCUCUGCAUAUCCUGAAGUGUCACUGGACCACAGGGGAAGACAUCUGGAUGUCGAUUGUCAAUGGGCAUACACAUCACAGGUUUUGCAGCGGGGUGUGAAUUGUCAGUGGGCAUACACACCCCUUUUGUUUUGACAAAG